UCGCAGAAUGAGAAUGGAGGGGGCAUUUCCCCCAGAUAUUCAAAUCACGCCUGCUCUAGACUCAAGACUCCGCGUCCGUCCUUCGCGGCUUGUCUCCUCUGCGGCUGGACCAACCUGAGAAACGCCCGUUGACAUGUACCUUGCCCUGCCCGUCCAUACAUGGCCUUGCUUGCCUUGGCUAGGAGCCGGCCAUACGGAUACAGCCCUUACUGAACCGAGUUACUACGCCGUCCUUGCCCUCGUUCUCCGUCCCGUCCGUCGUCGUCUGCAGUGCUGCAAACUCGAGGGCCGCAGCCGGUUUGGCCUAAUUAAUCACCUUGCGUGUCCGGGUGCCGCCAUGCACAGUACAUGUUCACAGAAUGCCAUGUUUAUUCGUGACUUGGGAGGGAUCUGCGUCGUACCCAGUCCAACUCAGCAGCUUUCGUGCCCCCAUCUUACCAAGGCUUCUUUGUCCCAAUGUCGCGUUCAACCAGGGAAUAGGGAUUGGUAGUAGCUGCAAGGUAUCCGUAGAUUCGUGGGGGAUAUCCCAGCUAGGACAAAGCGCCAACGCCAGCAGCCAACCCCAGGAGUCUUUGCAAGCUUCAUUCCUUACACUCUGUACACCGUGCUCCGUAAGGUAGUAAAAAUAGGGAAGAGCUCAUUCAGUCGGUCUACGGAGUAGGGAUCAUAGGGCAUAUUUGUACCUACAUCCUUGCAUCACCUCAUAACAAGAAACGAGUGCUCUCAAUA
Molecule: messenger RNA, 729 nt
Organism: Colletotrichum acutatum
Lineage: Eukaryota; Fungi; Ascomycota; Sordariomycetes; Glomerellales; Glomerellaceae
Exons: 2
Coding region: 134-490 (118 amino acids)
Source: RefSeq, a predicted model, not a curated record